UCAGCGGUGGAACGGACAUCACUUCACAUCACUAUAACGUAUAACCGCAUACGCAGCUCGACACUAGCACUGCAUACUCGUGUGAAGGACCGUACUGGUUGAUCUAUAUAAUUUCAUUAUUACAUAGUAAAUAAAUAUAAAUUUUGAAAUAAAAUGUAAUGUACUGUUAGUGCAGUGUAAGUUUUUUAAAUACAGUGAGUUUAAUAUUGUCUAAAAAUGUCUACAAAUGUGAUGGCUCGUCAAUGCUUUCUUUCCCAUCCAUCGCGACGGCAUCUCUCGACAUCGUCAGUGAGGAGGACCGCAACCUCGCCGCAGCGCCGGAAUGUCGCUGCUCCAGCAAUCGCCGCUAACUACAAGAAAUUCAGCGACAUUCCUGGACCACUAGCUUUGCCUAUUCUGCGACACCAUGCUCAUGUCCUACCGAGAAUCGGAUGUUUCCAUCACACGGUGGGCCUGGGGCUGCUGGAAGGUCUGCGUGAACGCUACGGAGACCUGGUCCGCCUCGCUAAAGGCAACAGGUCUCGACCUGUCCUCUACGUCUUCGACCCCGAGCUAAUACGAGAGGUAUAUGAAAGUAACACAACUGAGCCUCCACAAUGGUUAGGAUCACCUUUAACUGAACAAAGGAAGACUGCAGGGACACGAUGUCCUAUGGAAAGUCACGAAACCAAAGCAAUUUGGGCGGGUAUAAAGACACUGCUACAAGAUGGAGCUCUUCUGCGAAGCUAUGACAAGGCCUUCGAUGAUAUUGCUACUGAUGCAACACUGAGACUCGGUGAACUGAGGCACGUUGAAAACGCCCUGAACGAAGAGUUUGGAACAGAGAUAUAUCGUUGGGCGAUAGAAACCAUCGGAUGUAUGAUGUUUGGCAUUCGUUUGGGUUGUCUAGAUGGUCAAGUGCAUGUUCCCACCGAAGAGAAUAGAACACCAGAAAGGACAUCAAUGGACGAUGAAAUUCAAGAUCUCUGUUCCCUCUCCAAGCGUUGUCUCACAGAACUGACGCCUGCUGAAAAAUUUGUGAGAUGUUCGCUUGAAAUAGCAAACGAGAGCUACUUGGUACGGAGCGAACGCACCUUGAAACCCGAGUCGAAACCCUUUAACGAUGCCUUGAAAGCUAUCGAUAGGCAUUAUAGUUUGACCGACGAUUUCCUUCUCAAAGCGUUGAAUGAACUUAACAACGACCAGCUAAGGCCUGAACAAGAACUUCUAGAUAAACUGAGGCUAUUGGAGAGGCGGAUUCUGCCUCUAGCUGCUGAUGUAUUCCUGGCUGGAGUAGAACCUCUAGCCCAAACAGCCGUAAGCAUGUUCUACCAGCUCUCAUUACACGCGGCUCGCCAACAAAAAGCUCAUGAUGAAGUGGUCUGGGCUAAAGCCUCUAGAGAUGAGGGUCUGGAUAUACAAGAAUUACCUUACAUAUCUUCGUGCGCAAGAGAGGCAAUGAGACUGUACCCAGCCACUGGAGGUGUUGUUAGAAGGAGUACAGAAGAAUUGGUCGUUGGUGGUUAUGAAGUUCCUGCUGGUGUAGACAUAGUCCUUGCACACGGCGUGACCAGCAAAUUAGAAAAUGAAUGGGGUCGUGCCAAGUCUUUUAUACCAGAUCGCUGGUGUAGUCAGGCUUGGGAGCCUCUCAGAGCCUCAAGGGCUCACCCAAAUGCCUCGAUGCCCUUCGGACAGACCUGCCCAGCCACUGGCAUUGUCGGUAAAAUGCUUUCCAGCUUGGCCACUAGGAUUCUAGACAAGUAUAGGCUAGAAUGGCAUGGACCAAGCCCAAAUAUUGUUACGACAGGAGUUAACAAACUACAACCGCCAUACUAUUUUGUACUACAAAACGCGGCUUAGUUUAAGCUCUUGGAAUAGUUCCAGUUCCGCCAGUAACUGGUAUAUUUGAUGUUAGCUUUGACAGCUACAAAGAUACAGCUCAAAAGUUUUUUCGUAAAUUACCUUUAUAAUUAAAUGUUACCAAAAAUACUUAAAUGUAUAUUUAAAGAGAAUGUUUAACUCUACAAAAGAAAAUACCAAUAAAUGUAUCCAGCCCGCUUAGUUCACAAACAAGAAUUUUUUGAAACCUUUUUUUCGCUCUCCUGUAAUAUGAUGAUUUUCGACUUAUAUCGCUUGUCACAGGAGGCAAGGAAUAAUGACUUUGCUCUUUUCUGAUCUAUUCUUAAACUUAUACUUUAAAAAAUGGUAGCUUAUAGUUUUAAAAAAUGCCAGAUACUGUAGCAGCCAAGCUUGUCAAUUGUGCCAAAUCUGGCAUAAGUAGUUGAACAAUCAAUAAAGUGUUGUUUUGAUAAAUGUGUGAUAUAUGUGAACAAUAUGUGAUAUAUACCAGAUAAUUGUGCGUU
Messenger RNA from Melitaea cinxia (Glanville fritillary), 2342 nucleotides. Its product is annotated as probable cytochrome P450 49a1. The transcript has 10 exons. Lineage: Eukaryota; Metazoa; Arthropoda; Insecta; Lepidoptera; Nymphalidae. Gene Ontology annotation, molecular function: oxidoreductase activity, acting on paired donors, with incorporation or reduction of molecular oxygen; monooxygenase activity; iron ion binding. The record is from RefSeq and is a predicted model, not a curated record. Bases 217 to 1839 code for a protein of 540 amino acids.